CGCCAAAUUAAUUUCAGGUGAAAGUGCACGCUAAACGACUUACCAGAGAAGAUUGUGUUUCAUCUUUGCCUUCUUUCUACCAUUACCUUUACCGGGAGGAGGGAGGAGUUGAAGGAGAUAAAAGAGGUAUGUCUAUAUGGACGCAAAGAGGGAUAGGGUAUGCUUUUAGCAUGCAAAGAUCACUCGGCCAUUCCUCGCGCAUUCAUUCUUCACAAAAGAGUACUAUACAGCCUUUCCGCCCUUCAAUAUACUCUUUUACAGAGCUCCCGAAGCGAUUCUAUGGCAACAAUGAAAGGUAUACCGAAAGCGAGAGGGAUGACAAAGAGGACGAUGAAGUUAGUCACACAAGAUGUACAUCAAAUAAAAGUGGGUCCUCAACACUUGUGCAUCAACGAAUGAAUUCUCAAGCUGUGCAAUUCUUCUCUCCAAGAACGGACAGGAUAGUCAGUGAAGAAGCGCUUGAAAAUUUACUCAAUCAUUGCGAUCGUGCUAUUGUGCUCUCCAGAGGUUCUUCCGAUGCGAACUCUUUUUGGACAGCAAAAGAUCAUCUUUUUCAGGCUACCCGCAUUUACGUGGACUUGGUCAAACGAUCAUCGUUGAAAUCUGACAUUGAUGUACUAUCGUACGAAACAUAUCUUAUUCGUAGCGGAUAUGCGCAUGUCAUUCGAACAAUUGGUGCGCUCAUUGGUCGGGAUGGGGUAAUUGUCUGUGCAAGGAUGAUGCAAGAUCUUUUGCAAUGGGAAAUGGACUUAUUAGACAUGGAUUUUGAGAGUGCGGACGGAAGCGAUGCUUGGCAUAAAAGAAGGAGGGAAAAACGGUCGAUGGAAAACGGAGCCAAUCAAAAACCGCUCAAACUGGAUGAGGAAGAAGCAAUGAUUCUUGAGGAGGCCGUUCUUUCAUCCGGCCCUUUUUUGCAAGAUUUAACACCAAUUCUCUACGACAUAUUCAACGAUCUCACUUCUGAAAGCGUCAAUCUGUACAGUUUCUCACGUAAGUUCAUAAGCAAAGAGCACGAAUCAAUAGCAAUGGAGCUCAGGCUACUUUUAAGGCAAGUACCACACAAUGCGUGGGAGCGUCCACUUUCUAUGGAAUGGAAUCGAUUCCGAACUUCGACUGAAUCGUUCAAUAGUGCCAGCUCCGUCAUUGAUGCAUCGAUAAGGAUGAUAGCACAGGCAUAUGCAAAAAGCGCGCAAACUUCCUCCACUGUGCAACUUUUAUUGGAUGAAAUGGCGUAUUGCAAUUCAACAAACAAGCAUGUUGUACUUUUGCAACAGAUGGUCACCCAGUCCUUUCGAUAUCAACUUCGCCUGGUGACCAAAAUUUUGAUCGAUGAAAAUGAGGCAGAUGCGAUGAUACUUCAAGAGAAGCUUAAAGAGCUCUUGGAGACAUUUGAUCGUAUACUUUCGAUAUCAUCUCGAGGUGUAGGAAAGCUUUGUUCUACACGAUCAUCUCCAUGGCAUACGAAAAAUUUCACGACUAUUUUGCGAUGCUUGUUCAACUCGAUAAGGCUCUUUGAAAAUCCUAUAUAUUGGCACCUCUUCGAAUCAGAAGAAAAAGAGAAAGUGGUACGACUUUCCUUCAAAUUUCGUUCUUGGUUGGAGCACUGCAUUGAAGUCAAUGACCAAAUAGACCGAGCUUGUCUUCCAAAAAAUUCAGGCAUAGGAGUUUUCAACAUGAUUUUGCAUAACUUCAUGGUCUCUUCUCCGCUUUUUGGCAAAGCUUCGGUGGGAAUGGCAUCCAAAUUGAUCGAUAACAUGCUUACUUCCGAUGAUGCACCGCAACCUGAUGAGAUUACAUUAACGAUCCUCAUUGGGAACUCGGUAAAAUUGAGGGAUGCAAAACUUCUUCGAUCGGCCAUACUAGCAGCUCAUUUGUCUUUGAGCAAAUAUAUAAGAACGAAGUCUGACCGCAGAAGAUAUAAUGCGGAUUCUGUUAUGUGCAGUUUAUUACGGUAUGCUGCCAUCUCCAACGAUCGAGCUCGAAUUAUUGCUUUGCUAGAUGCGGCCAGAUUUGCAUCAUUGUAUCCUCGUCCGCUUAAUGGAAAAAAUAAAGCGCUUCUUGAUGUUGCUCAAAUCUCUGCGCAAAAGGUUAUUGUGUUGCUUUAUCCAUCCCUUCAAAUCGAUCGACCUAGAAAACCGAUUAAACGUGUGCGAAUACGGAAGCUCAAAGCAACUAGAAAACGCGAAAGGAAACUUGGAUCUCUUCAUAGUGACCCUCAGGCAAUUGAUGAGAAGGAGAAGGUUAACUUUGAUUUUCUUGAUGAAAGUCAUGUUCCACUGCAAUUUCAUCCGUCCGUACUUGUAGCAGCUCUACAUUUUGCUGUUGAAAAAGGAAAUACCGGCCUUGCUGAACGAAUUUGGAGAUUAUGGCUACGAGUGAUAAAGCGACAAGCUUAUGCAGAAGGAAACGUGGAAAAUUAUGUCACCGUCCGUGCAUUGACAAUGUUGAAUGGAUUAUACGCAAUGGAGGUUAGGCGUGACUUCAAAAGGAAUGCACGUUUGAAAGCUUACAGCGCUAUGAUCGAUUGUCUGCCUUCUUCUGUGGGUCCAAGGAUUUAUGGUGCAAAGAGAGGACAUAGGCUUGCACUUUCUUUACGAUCCAGAAGGACUGUAGUCGGUUGGGCAUAUGAAUUGGGACGUAAUCCGAAUAUCGAUCCAGAACUGGCAAAUCGUUGGAAAAAUGAUGGAAGUUUAGUGGCUAGAAAAGUUACACGAUUAAGAUAUCUUCAAAUGAGAGAUUUUUGGUUGUCAAAUCAAGAAAACAAUCAUUCCUCCUACACAACCGUAAAAGAGGCAUUCGAGAAUUUCAACCUGAAUAAAGUGUCGCCCAUUCCAACUUCGCAAAUUGUGCCGUCAGAGCGACCUGAUCAUCCAUUCUAUCGGAGCUUACUUUGCGUUUUCCGUGAAAAAGGUGAAGAUCGUGGUUGUUUUGAUGAACGUCUCCUUCAACAAGACGCUUCGUUUUUGGAAUUUUUCAGAUUGAUUAACAUUGACAUGGAAACGUUUGGCCUAGAAGUCCCUUCGGACCUUCGUAUUUGGAUCAGUAAACACGAUCAAUGAUCACAAGAGAAGAGAGAUUAUUGAGAAAUCUUAAUUUAACAGUAUACCUUGCGAUGUACAUCAGGAAAGGAGCAUUUCAAGACAAUAAACAAUGUAUAUU
Meira miltonrushii is the source of this 3159-nucleotide messenger RNA. RefSeq lists its product as uncharacterized. Lineage: Eukaryota; Fungi; Basidiomycota; Exobasidiomycetes; Exobasidiales; Brachybasidiaceae. Bases 129 to 3059 code for a protein of 976 amino acids. The transcript has a single exon. The record is from RefSeq and is a predicted model, not a curated record.